UCCCUAAACCUACCCCUCACAGGAACAUGUGCAAAACACUAGAUAUAAAUAAAAACAUAUCUUGGCUGAUUUAUGAGCCUUUUUAACUGAGGACCAGUAAAAUGUCCUCAUUGGUGGAUUGUCAUGACCAAACCAAUAACAUCAGGGGAAUAAUAAGAAUAUGUUUUUUUGGUUAUCAUCCAUUGAUAAAUUGAGCUUUUUUUAAGCAUACAUUUUUAUUCAGGUUUGAUUAAACUAAGAGUCUCAUGCUGAGCACAAGUGCAAUGUCUCGUCAGUCGUCAGUCUUUGGUAUUUAUUACAGAGCACUCAUUGUUCUUGAGCUGAGUCCAUCACCCUUCAGGCUUUCUAUAAAGAAUGGAGCAGCUAUGGCAACUGCCGCUAACUGAGUGCAACAGCCAUUCCCAAACAUGCCACUGUGCUGCAAGAAUGUAAAAAAUCAGCAGGUACUAAUAUGCUCAGAAAUCUAAUUCACGGGAAGAAAACAUGCCAUGCAUAAGCUCAAAUAUAUUCAGUCUCACCAGUAACUCAAAGAUGACUACUCAUGAGAAGACAAUCAGCAAGCAACAGAGACCAGCUCUAAGAAUCCCACUGGGUCACCAACGUAGAACAGAUAUAUUGCUCCUCAAAAACGGUCAAAUGACGUUGAAACACCCAAAAGCCUUUCCAAUGCUGGGAGAACUUCCUUCUUUGGCAGGCUUACUGCUGUAUCCUGGUAAGCGGGAAAAGAUGGUAACCACAACAGAAACUGAAUUUGGACCCAAAACCUGCCCAAAGAUAGAGCCAAAGAAGAUCCUACAGUGCAGCCUUACUCUAGAUGGUGACAGGAGUUUCAGCACAACAAAUAGAGAGGACUACCCUUAUUACAAACCAGAUGGCACUCAAAUCGUGUGGCAUGGAAAAGUCCCUGCAAGAGAAAACAGGACUGGCCAAGCACAGAGAGGUUCUCUUUACCAGCAGGACUUCCCUGCUCCAAAGAGAAUCUAUGUCAGGAGAAAUCAGGUUGUACCUCAUCCUGACAACCUGGCGAUCAACACUUCAAUGAGAGCUGAAUACAAAACAGUGCAGCAAGAGGCUUUCCCAGGCUGGGAUGUCUCUGUGCACACAUGCACAGUGCCUGCCCGGCUCAAAAAAACAGCUGUAGAUGACUGAUGAAGGCCAGAGAAAACCAUCAAGGUGCAUUUAUACACUGGAUGCAGAAAUGACACAAAAAGCUUCUUUAAACCACACAUUUAUGUUUUGUUAACUUCUGCACCUUUCAACUGUACUACAUGACAUUUAAUAUCUUUAGAAAUUCUAAGAAAACUGAUUUUGUUUAAAACUUUUACAUUUGAAAAUGUCUUAUACAGUGCAGUUUAAAAGUUUGAUGUCAGUUAUAUAAACGUAUAAGUAAAACAAUUGAAAGUGGGGCAAAACAUAUCAAAUUAAAUAUCACAUUCUGAAAUACAUGUUUUCUUCACAAUAAAACAAUAUUGUGUGGUGCA
Carassius carassius (crucian carp) is the source of this 1481-nucleotide messenger RNA. RefSeq lists its product as uncharacterized. The record is from RefSeq and is a predicted model, not a curated record. The transcript is spliced from 5 exons. NCBI's taxonomy places the organism in Eukaryota, Metazoa, Chordata, Actinopteri, Cypriniformes, Cyprinidae. The coding region runs from base 484 to 1149 and encodes 221 amino acids.